Botrytis byssoidea is the source of this 663-nucleotide messenger RNA. RefSeq lists its product as uncharacterized. The transcript has 2 exons. The record is from RefSeq and is a predicted model, not a curated record. The coding region runs from base 1 to 663 and encodes 220 amino acids. NCBI's taxonomy places the organism in Eukaryota, Fungi, Ascomycota, Leotiomycetes, Helotiales, Sclerotiniaceae. Gene Ontology annotation, biological process: mitochondrial respiratory chain complex I assembly. Gene Ontology annotation, cellular component: membrane.
AUGUCUACCAAACCGCUAUCACCAAUUCGCAAAGCCUGGUACCAAUGGAAAGCCCUGCGUCUUCCCUGGCGCAAACGCUUCUUCGUCGGUCUCGAUCUCCAAAAUAAUUCCUUCUGGGAGUUCCGCGACGCUAUAACCGCAGGUCGUAUGCGCAGAAUAGUCCAAACACCAUCCUCGAUUCAAUAUUCAGAUGUAAAAAUAAGUCCCCAGUGGCAUCAGUGGCUACGGCAUACACGCGAAGAUCCACCUAGUAUAGAAGAAUUGGUGGGAGAUUUAGCGAGGCAGGAAAGAUUAAAGGUACUAGCUAGACAGGCUGAUGAGAGAUGGAAUGCGAAAGCGAGUUUUCUGGAUCAGCCAGCGACGAGGCAGCAGGCGUUGCCGGCCACGCAAGUCAGAGAUGGAGGGGCGUAUACGGGAACGGAUCCGAGGGGGGAUGGGAAGGGUGUGGCAAAUGCUAUUGCGAGUGAGGCUGGGAAGGUGGACGAGAGUGUGGUUACUACGGAAAAGCCGGCGAGUGAUGAAAUACUUUAUGAUGCGGCGACACAGCCGAGAGAGGAGAAGAAAUAUAAGGAUGAUCCAUGGAAGAAGGCAAGAGGAGGACCAAGUGAAGAGUGGCAACCUCAGGCCUGGAAUCCGAAUGAUAUGCCUGCAGCUCGAAGAUAA